CAGGCAAACACUCUGAAGAGCAUCCUGAAGGACAACAGUAUGGCACUAAAAAUGCCCCAGAAGCAGAGUAACUCUGUUGGGGUUGUGCGCUGGACACUAUCAGAGAAAGAUAUCCAGGUCCACAGUUCUGCACCCACCAGCCCCUUCAAGAACAGUAGUGGGUUUUCUACCCGUUCACAGCAAAGGCAACGUCAGCAAAGCCUGAAUGAUCUCCGGAGUUUGGAUGAGUGCAUCAGAUUCAUAAACCACUGGAAGCAACAGGUGGCACAAGUUUGCAAGAAUGAGGAUGAUCCCGGUGAAGGGUGCAGCAGUCAGGCAGAGAGGCAGAAAGACCCCAGAACUGAGCGCAGUCUUGAAGAGUGUCGCAAGCUUAUUCUGCAGUGGGCCAGUGAACUUCAAAGUGCAGACAAGCUCUCUAAAAAGCAUCCAUGGAUGAAGGAGAGGAUUGAUGAAGAGGAGGAAGAGGACACAAAGGAGGAUAAAGAUCAGGGUGAGGUGGUGCAGAAGAUCACGAAGUGGGCCAAAGAGAUACAGAGUGUGUCAGAGAGCUUUGGAAUGCUGGGAGAUGAACUGGCACGGCUGUUGCGUCUCCUGGGACUGAAGAAGAAGAAGCUGGUUUCCCUCAUGCCACUGCUGGAGUUCAUCACUUGGAGUUUGCUGAAAGAAGACAGCAAGGGUAUGGUUCCUCAUCUAUGGCUUUCAGCUAAGCAACGCACCUGGAAAGCUGGCAUGCCACGAUACAUCCCUAAUUCAGUCUGGAACUGGAUUGUCAGUGCAGGAGCUGAUGUAACUCUUGAUCCCAUGACCAACCAAGCUUGGCUGCAGCUCUCUGAUGACCACAAGAAAGUUCAGGAGGGCUUAACAGAGGCCAAUCUGCCUUACAGCCCUCAGCGUUUUGACAGCUUGCCCUGUGUCCUAGGCUGGGAGGGCUACAUGAGUGGCCGCCAUUACUGGGAAGUGGAAUUUGCAAACAAUGGUUAUUGGAAAGUUGGAGUGACAACUGCUUCCUCAAAGAGGCAUGGCCGCUUUCCAAUGAAUCCUUCUACUGGUUAUUGGGUCCUGUGGCGCAGCACACGUCAAUUUUUCGCAUGCACCAAUCCCGAAACAGCACUGCCACUGCUGCUGGUGCCCCAAAGGAUGGGAAUAUACACUGAUUACGAGGAGGGGCAGAUUUCCUUCUACAAUGCAGAGAACAAAUCACACAUCUACACCUUUACGGGACACUUUCGUGAGAAGCUGUACCCUUUCUUUGCCCUGCUUGAUGGCAGGGGAGUUAUAACUGUAUGGUCUCCUAAAGAGCAUAGCCGCUUUUAA
This is a messenger RNA of Sinocyclocheilus anshuiensis, 1314 nucleotides long. Its product is annotated as E3 ubiquitin-protein ligase TRIM39-like. Bases 40 to 1314 code for a protein of 424 amino acids. The record is from RefSeq and is a predicted model, not a curated record. The transcript is spliced from 10 exons. Gene Ontology annotation, molecular function: protein binding. NCBI's taxonomy places the organism in Eukaryota, Metazoa, Chordata, Actinopteri, Cypriniformes, Cyprinidae.